This is a messenger RNA of Nomia melanderi (Alkali bee), 2475 nucleotides long. RefSeq names its product Dead-box helicase Rs1 (gene Rs1). Gene Ontology annotation, molecular function: ATP binding; nucleic acid binding; RNA helicase activity. NCBI's taxonomy places the organism in Eukaryota, Metazoa, Arthropoda, Insecta, Hymenoptera, Halictidae. The record is from RefSeq and is a predicted model, not a curated record. Gene Ontology annotation, cellular component: cytosol.
UAUAGUAUAUUUAUGAAUAAAAAAUAAUAUUUUAUUAUUAUUUAUACAUAAUUUUAUAAAAACGAUCUUAACAAUAUUAUUUUUAUUUAAAUACCGAUUGAUGACUUAAUGAGAAUUAUUUGUACGGCACACGUGUGUGCUGUACCCAUGUGGAUCUAGCUUUUGGAAUUUAAUGUUACGUAUAAUAUUUGUAAUGGAAAAUGGAUAAUAAUUGUGACUUAAUCAAAACUAUCGAAGACGAUGAAGAGGUGCCAAAUUAUUCUGAAAAUUCUGAUGUAGAAGACGAUUUUCAGCCACGAAAACAAAGUAGAAAGAAAAAUAAAGACUUCGAUAAUAAUUUUCAAUUUAUAAAUGACGUUUCUGAAUAUAAUAAGGACACAUGGAAUGAUUUAAGCAAAUACAUUAAACGGAAAGUCAAAACAAAACUUGAUGACAAGAUUAAAAAGAUUAGAAAAGGAACUGAAAAUGAAGAAGAAAAUGAUGAUAAUUCUAUUGCAGAUCUAUCUGAAAUUAAACAGACGGAUGAUGAAAUUUCCCUGUCUGAAGAUGAACUCAAAAAAGAUAUCUUUAAGACUAAAGAAAGAAAGAACAAAAAGAAAAAGGUUAUUAAUGAAAAUAUAGAAGAAACAAUUAAUUUUGAAGAAUAUUCUAACUCUGAAUCACACGCAACUUUUUAUCAAAUGAAUUUAUCACGACCUUUAUUAAAGGCUAUAACAGCUAUGAAUUUUGUACAUCCUACACCUAUUCAGGCUGCUACUAUUCCAGUUGCAUUAAUGGGACGAGAUAUAUGUGGUUGUGCUGCCACAGGUACCGGUAAAACUGCAGCUUAUAUGCUUCCAACUCUAGAAAGAUUAUUGUACAGGCCUUUAGAUGGUCCUGCUAUUUCUAGAGUUCUUGUACUUGUACCAACGAGAGAACUUGGUGUGCAAGUGUAUCAAGUCACCAAGCAGUUAUCUCAGUUUACGACAAUCGAAGUAGGAUUGUCUGUUGGUGGCUUAGAUGUUAAAGUUCAAGAAACUGUAUUAAGGAAGAAUCCAGAUAUUGUAAUAGCCACGCCUGGCAGAUUAAUUGAUCAUUUAAAAAAUACACCUACCUUUUCACUAGACAGCAUUGAAGUACUCAUCUUGGAUGAAGCUGACAGGAUGUUAGAUGAAUAUUUUGCUGAACAGAUGAAGUAUAUUGUUAAUCAAUGUGCGAGGAGUAGACAGACAAUUUUAUUCUCUGCUACUAUGACAGAAGAAGUAAAAGAUUUAGCUGCUGUAUCAUUGGAUAAACCAGUGAAGGUGUUUGUAGAUAGUAAUCAAGACGUUGCGUUUAAUUUACGUCAGGAAUUUAUUCGGAUACGAAAAGAAAGAGAAGGAGAUCGGGAAGCAAUUCUGGCUGCUCUAAUCUGUAGAACUUUUCAUGAUCAUGCUAUGGUUUUCGUCCAAACAAAGAAACAAGCUCACAGACUUCAUAUUUUGUUAGGAUUAUUAGGUGUAAAGGUUCAAGAACUUCAUGGUAAUCUUACACAACCGCAACGUUUAGAAAAUUUAAGAAAAUUUAAAAAUGAGGAAAUAGAUAUUUUAUUAGCAACAGAUGUUGCUGCAAGAGGUCUAGAUAUUAGUGGUGUAAAAACUGUAAUUAAUUUCGUUAUGCCACCUACCAUGCAACAUUAUAUACAUAGAGUUGGAAGAACUGCUAGAGCUGGUCGAGGUGGAGUAUCGGUAUCAUUGGCUGGGGAACAAGAACGCUCGCUAGUUAAGGAAAUUAUAAAAAAUGCAAAAAAUCCAGUAAAAAAUCGAAUAAUACCGCCUGAUAUUAUUGAAAAAUAUAAUAAAAAAUUACAAUCACUUCAACCUGAUGUAGAAAAAAUACUAGAAGAGGAAAGAAAUGAAAGAGAAUUAGCUAAAAUGGAAAAUCAAACAAAUCGCGUGGAAAAAUUACUUAAAAGCGAAAGCAAUAAAGGCGAACAAAGAAGUUGGUUCCAAACUCAAAAAGAAAGGAAAGAAGAAAAAGAAAGGUUAUCAUUAACCGAAAAACAGUUAAAGAGUAAAGCAACUAAAAAACAACAUCGAGAGCCUUCAAAUAUAGUUGAGGAGAAGAAGAAAAAAGUAACCAAGGAAGUUAAAAAAGAAACAGCAGAAGACAGAGCGAAAUAUGAAUUAGACAAAAUUGCAGCAUAUCAAGCAAGAUUAGCUAAAAAGAAGAAUAAACAAAAAAAGAUUCGAACAAUUGUAGAUGAUGAUAGAUCUACAACUAACAGAAAAACUGGUCUAAAACGAUCGAAAUCUUCGUUUGCUGCUGAUUUAACAGACAUAAGUAAGAAAGCAGUGAAGAGAAUGCGUUAUGAGACAAAUGUUAAAAAGAAUCGAAGUAAAACUAAAGGUGGGCAAAAUUUCGGCGGAGGAAAAAAGGAUAGCAGACAAUCUUUUAGAAAACGUUAAGAUGAAUUUUAUAUCUGCAACUACCUCUUAUUAAAUACAUACUAUUUUA